Molecule: messenger RNA, 4725 nt
Organism: Acytostelium subglobosum LB1
Lineage: Eukaryota; Evosea; Eumycetozoa; Acytosteliales; Acytosteliaceae
Exons: 3
Coding region: 1-4725 (1574 amino acids)
Biological process (GO): ubiquitin-dependent protein catabolic process via the N-end rule pathway; protein ubiquitination
Cellular component (GO): cytoplasm; ubiquitin ligase complex
Molecular function (GO): ubiquitin protein ligase activity; zinc ion binding
Source: RefSeq, a predicted model, not a curated record
AUGUAUUUGAAGGCACAGUUGAUACAUAAUCAGAUUACAAUCAAGACAUUCUUGGAGAAGAUCAACUUGGUCUUCUACCUCUCCACAGACUUUGAUGCCGUACGUCAAUACUUUUCAUCACUAUCCAAACAACGAGCCUGUCACAAAGUAUGGGGCGGAAACACCAUGUUCUAUCGAUGCAAGACCUGUGCACUAUCCGUGAACAGUUCAAUAUGUUAUGAAUGCUUUGCUAAUGGUCCACAUGAACGUGAGGGACAUGAUUACACGACAAGCUUCUCAUCUUAUGGAGGUUCAUGCGAUUGUGGAUUGGUUGGAUGUUGGAAAGAGUCAGGGUUCUGCAAUCAACACUCACAUUCCGAGCAGAUGGAGAGCCCAACCAAGAAUAUGAAGCAGUCCAACUUGAUAUCAGCGCAUCUGGUCGUCCGAUGUAUACUAUCACUCAUUCUCGAACUGAACAAUCGGCAUCGCCACGCUAUCAAGGAGGCCAACAUCAACGCCUGCCAGCUGCCCUCGCAGCUCAUCGAAUCUUACUCGCUGGAGCUGCUCACCUGGAUCGAAACCAUCUCAAAGGAUGGCCACGCGAUAUCGCACGUCAUCUCGGAGGAGCUGUGCUACUUGACGCUGGACCCGAGCGCGCUGGACGUCAAGCGCGCCCAGCCUCUGCGGUUCACGCAGCGCGACGACGUGGUGCAGUACUGCCUGCCGGAGCAAUGGUUCCGGCCGCCGCUCGCCCAGCUGCUGCUGGUGACGGGCCCCGUGCACAACAAGCUCAUCUACCUCGUGCUGUACCUGCUGUGCGAGAGCACGUUCAAGUUUGGCUUUGCGCGCAUCUAUGCACAGGUGUACGCGCAGCUCUCUGAGCACGCAAUCGACUCAAUCAUCCGCUUUUCGCCACAGAUCUUCUCGAUCGCUUCGAUCACACUGCCAUUCUCACGCGACUACACACCCUCUUUCAUCGACAUCACGCUGGACCUCUUGCAGCAGCAACUCAGCACAAUGUCCGAGAUUGGCAAGUCGCACUUGACGACCAUUGGCGACAUCAAGGCCAUUCUGCAGCUGCCCACGCUCUACCACUUUGUGCUGUUUGAGAAGCGGUCGCUGCUGCUCAAGUUCCUCAAGGUGCUCAAGCAGACGCAGGGCCUGGACCAGAUGACGCGCAUGCGACACCAGCACAUAGAGUACGACAAGGAGGACUGGGUGUUUGCACUGCAGCUAGAGAUUGAGUUGCGCGAGAUCUUCAUCGAAAUGGUCGAGUCGAUUGGCGUCGACACGCCGCUGGACGACUUGCUGGGGCUCAUCGACUACAUCACCAACUUCAUGGGCAGCGCAGUCACAGGCAACUUCAUCGGCUGCUACCACGGCGUCGACGUCUCUAACACCGACUUGUUCGAGGCCACCGCCAGCGUAUCUCUUAUCAACCCUCUGUUCCGCUUCUACAUGCUGGUGGUACAGCGCACUAUCGAUCUGCACAAGGACCACGAGAUUGUUCGCAGCCGUCAGCUGCUGCCACAGUCUGUCAACCUGUUCAAGGUCAUCUAUCCAUUUGUUCUGUGCCAGGUCUACGUGCACCAGGUCAAUAACGGCUACUGGGUGCGCAACAAUGACAGCACGAUGCGACGCAAGGCCUACGUCUACUGCCAGCUUCUUCUCGAGGGCGACCUGUCCCUGAUUCAGACCAUCGCAUCCGUGGUCGAUAUGAACCAGUUUGUCAUCUUUUGCUCAAAGGAGUUUGCAGCGUUCAUGCCUGCAUCUGUGGCGCGGACCAAGUCCGCGUCCGAGUUGCAACAGAACGAUCACCGCUAUCACCAGUUCCUCAAGUUCAUCAUUCAGUUGUACCAGGAGCGCUCGUCAGUUAUGGCGCCCGUGGACUAUGUUAACAACUGCCUGGCGCAUCACCUCUACCCACACAGCAAGACGCACAGCAAGAUCGAGUACACAAUGAUGCACCUGGACAAGCGCCACCUGUUUGAUGAGCAGCUGGCGCAGGUAGCCGACGUGCAGUCGGCAUCGGGCGACCAGCCUGCAGUCUACAAGAUCAAGACGCAGUACUGGCGCCAGUUCAACCCUUACUACCCGCUGUACACAUUGCUCAACGUCGAGGAGGCGUUGGGCUCGUACUACGAGUACAAGGGUGCGCAGAAGUUGCCCAAUCCCACCUCAUUGCCACUGCCGCCCGCGCUACAGCCACUAACCGCCUGGAAGGAACCGUUUGGCGCGCUGAUACACAAUGACAACCUCCAUCACACUAUACUUCUGCUGCUCAAUCAGUUUGUCGAGCAACACUUCUCCAAUACCUCUGCCAACAGCACCACUCACAGACCAUUGGCAGCAGAGACACCCGAGGUGUUCUUUGCGAUGAAUGAGUGCCUCUAUCUUUUGGUCCUGGCGCUCACACAUCCGAGCGGGCCGCGUCUAGACACGCUGCCAUGGGCGACACUGAUGAAGCCGCGCGACAAUGUGGCCAACCAUGGCAACGCAGUGCUGUGCAUCAUGCAGCGCUACAGGGUGGGCUUUAACAAGUCGACCUGCACCUUUGAGGUGCUGCUGGACAUCAUGCGCAUUGGCAGCGAGGAGAAGUACUUUGUCGACAAGAAGGACCUCAUCGGGACAGUCAUCGACCUGCUCUACCAGUACCACGUGGACAUCCAGGAGGAGAUCGUGGCGCAACACCCCUCUUUCAAGCAGGCGCAGGGCAUUCACGAUGACGACAAGAUCUCCGACAUGAAGCUCAAGGCCAAGAAGCGCCAGGCCGAGAUCAUGGCGCGACUCACUCAGCAACAGAACAAGUUCUUGCAGAAUGCCGCAUCGACAGAGUACGACGACACGGAGUCCAACGACGAGGACACGUGCGUGCUGUGUCUGAAGGGACAGUGCAGCGACACAGACCCGCUGUGCAUGAUCGCGUUGUACCAGCUGUCGACGCUCUCCACCUUCUCCAAGAUACCCGUGCUGGCCAACCUCCCGCCCAAGCUCAAGAAGCACUGCAAAGACUACCUCAAGUACAUCUCAUUCCCCAACCAGAAGUCGCAGGUCGAUAUCCUCAACUACACAUCAUCGCUACACCUGCGCGGAUGUGGUCAUUACAUUCACAGCGAGUGCUUUGACACCUACUCGCAGACCCUGAUAUACAAGGCGUCGCACCACGACAGCUUCGAGGGCAACCAGUUUGUGCGACCACUCAAUGGCGAGUUCCUGUGUCCCAUGUGCAGGAGGAUAUCAAACAUCAUCAUCCCAAUCAUGGAGCAGCCCGCUGCAGCGCAGGAAGUUCCAACACAAUCAAUGUCGCCCGUGGCGCAAAGGUCCACAAGUUCUGCCUCCACCAACAACAAUGAUGAUGGCGUGGAUGGUGGCGAGGCCAACAAGAGUCAACUUGCACAAUGGUUCAGCGCACAGAUGAAGGGCAAGACACAUACACAGAGUUCACAACAUUCAACAUUGUCUUCUCAUACAUCACGCAGCAACAGCAACAACAGCAAUCGAAAUCUAUUCUUCUUCAACGAGCUCAACAAGAUCGCGUUCAAGGGUGGCAGCGGCGACACGAUCUCACCCUACUUCCUGGCACAGUUGACGGCGAGGAACAUCGAGUUCCUCGAGAUUGCCACGCGAGAGAUACAGGGCAGUGCGGCCGCUGCCGAGCCCGACCAGCCUCCACAGUUCUGCAUUGGCCAGGAUGUAUAUUCGCGCGACAUUGUCACUAUCAAAGCCAUGUACAGACUAUUCAAGGAUCACAUUCAUCUACACAAGGAGAGCAAGUACAGAGAGUGCACAAUCGAGUUGUUCAAGGGCAUGACCGAGUCCAUCCUCUCGAUCGACCCCUUCAGCUCCUACGUCCUCUUCCUCUACCUCAUCGACUCCCCCAACAACCAUGACAUUGACAUCAUCACCAACCUAUCACUCGACGUCUUUAUCACUCAGUUCAUCAUCACCAAGAUGUACUCCAACUUAGAGAAAAAGAAGAAGGUAUCGCUUCAACAGUUGGUCGCAGAGUACUUGGAUGGCUUGCAGACAGGUGGAGAGGAGAGCACAGUGUUCUACGCGGACUUGAUCAGGGAUAUUGCACCAUUCUUGCGAUGCCUAUGCCUGGCACAACAUGCAAUGCUAUCAAAGAUCACUCAUUUGACAAAGACAGACCUGAUUACAAAGGACAAGUUGUUUGCCAAUCUAGGCAUCACAUCAUUACAGGCAUUGGUCAAUCGACAGCGCAAGGCACCACUGCACAGUGCAUGGAUCAAUCGAUUGGAGAAGUCACAGACACCAUUCUUCAUCAUGGAGCCACGCCGCCCCACCUUUAUCGACCUGCCCAACACCUACCACGAGUUCUUUAUCAAACACAUCAACGUGCCGUGCAACAACUGCAAGCAGGUGCCGACAAAGAGUGCGAUCUGUCUGCUGUGCGGCCAUCUGAUAUGUAUCGAUGGCUCGGCAUGCUGUCUCGUCAACUCGGCCAACGAGAGCACCAACCAUAUCAAUGUGUGUGGCAUCUACAAGAUUGGCGUCUUCCUCGAGACCAAGAAUCCCAACGUCGUGCUCAUCAGGGAUCACCGCAAAACCGUUGUAAACAAUGCCUUUCUCGAUCAUUAUGGUGAGCCCGACAGCAAUCUGGACCGAGGCAAGCCACUGUAUCGCAACGAUCACAACCUACAAGAGUUAUGGAGCAAUUGGAUAUCACACUGUCUCGAAGAGAAGUACCUUAGCAACUGUAACCUCCAAGGCAGAGAUUACUAA